Molecule: messenger RNA, 1359 nt
Organism: Cuscuta campestris
Lineage: Eukaryota; Viridiplantae; Streptophyta; Magnoliopsida; Solanales; Convolvulaceae
Source: the annotation of a GenBank genome assembly
CUUAGUUGGCAUUUUAUUACUCCUACAACUUGUACUAGUGUGAGGCCUUCACCGGCACUCGAUCUCCACUAAAAAAGAUGAAGCGUUUGUCGGCGGCCUCGCUAUUCUUCCUCGUCCUCGCCGCCGCCUUCUCCGCCGCCGCAAAUGCCUUCAACAUCACCCAAAUCCUCGCCAAGCACCCAGAGUUCUCUACUUUCAACCACUACCUCACCGUGACACACCUCGCCGGCGAGAUCAACCGCCGCAUGACCAUCACGGUCUGCGCCGUGGACAACGCCGGAAUGGCCUCCCUCCUCGACAAGCACUUCACCCUCUCCACCAUCAAGAACAUCCUCUCCCUCCACGUCUUCUCCGACUACUUCGGGUCCCAGAAGCUCCACCAGCUCAACAAGGGCACCACCCUCACCUCCACCAUCUACCAGGCCACCGGUGACGCCCCCGGAACCGCCGGAUUCGUCAACAUCACCACCCUCAAGGGCGGAAAGGUCGGGUUUGCCCCGGAGGACAACGACGGCCACUUCACCUCCACCUACGUCAAAUCAAUCUCCGACGACCCGUACAAAAUCGCCGUCCUCCAGAUCAGCCACCCCAUCAUUUCAGACGCGGCGGAAGCCCCGGCGGCCGGCCCGUCCGACGUGAACAUCACGACCCUGCUGACCAAACAGGGGUGCAAGGAAUUCGCAGAUCUGUUGAAGAGCUCCGGGGCCGAGGAAACCUUCGCCGCAAGUGCCCAAUCCGGGCUAACGGUUUUCUGCCCGGACGACAAAUCGGUCCGAGGAUUCAUGCCGAAAUACAAGAAUCUGACGAAGGAGCACAAGCUAUGGCUUCUUUAUUACCACGGCGUCCCGAUCUACCACUCCCUGGAGAUGCUGAAAUCCAACAAUGGGGUAAUGAACACCCUGGCCACGGAAGGGUCAAACAAGUACGAUUUCACCGUUAAAAACGACGGCGACACCGUGAAUCUUGACACCGCGGUCGUGGUCGCGACGGUCACCGGGACGGUGUACGACCAGGAGCCGCUGGCGGUGUUCAAGCUGGACAAAGUUUUGCAGCCGAGAAAGCUUUUCAAGGCGGUGGCAGAGGAAGCUCCGGCGCCCAAAGGGUCGAAGGGAAAGAAGAAGAAGAGCGCCGACGGAGCGAAAAAAGCCGGGGGCGGAGAAGACGACGCAGAAUCGCCAGGGCCGAGCUCGGACGACGAUGAGUCGGCGGAUGAUACGGCGAGUGACAACAAGAACGGGGCCUCGGCGUUUGUCGGCGGUUGGAUCGCGAGGGUAUUAUUGGGAGUUUGUCUGGCGAGUUUUGUCGUUAUUUCUUGAGGGACCGGCCAGUGUGGCACUUUGUGUGUUUCUUUUUAUUUUU